AUGGCAUUUUGGAAAUGGGACAAAGUAGUUGAAAACUUAUACAUCAAGGUACACAUGGUUCAAGUUCCACCCAAGUUCCAAAAUGAGUUCGAUGUCGCAUGGCAUCGUGGAAAUAAUGCUUCUGUCACAGAAAAAAGGAAGCCUGACAAAAAAGGAAGGAUAAAAUACGAAGAACUUUUCUCUGUUCCUGUUACAAUUUUCGUUAACAAGAAAGAUAAGUCCAUUAGACUAAAAAUUGUCGAAUUUUUACUCAGAAGACAUAUUGAGGGAUCACAAGUCAAAUUCCUAGGUCGCCUUCACAUAAACGUUGGAGAAUACUACUCUCAGAAAGAAAAACCAACAGCGCUCAGCGUUGAUAUGGAAUCUGAGCGUUCUCAACAACCAAAAAUCAAUCUCUCUAUUUCUUUCAGCCCAAUACCGAACGAUUAUGUUCCUGACUUCCAGUCUCAACUCGAAGUCAAUGAAUCUGAUAUCGAAAAUGCCGACGAGCAGCCAACCAAGAUCAAGCGCAACGACUGGGACAAAUCCGGCGAGGAAGAGGAUCAGCGCGAAGAAGUCCAAGAGGGCCUUCCUCCAGAGAUGCAAGCGCCAAAAGAAGAAAAACCGGAAGAAGAGCCGAAACCAGAAGAAAAGAAUCCUGAACUCGAAGCCAAAGCCCGCGAAGUCGAUGCCGAAGAUCUCAAGGACGUCAUGGAGCCAAGAAAGCGCGGAUCAACAGCAAGAUACCAAAGAUCUACAUCUUCCAUCUUAUCUUCGGACAAGAUUCCAAAACCCGAUGAAGAUCAAAAGAAGGAGCUUGAUGCAUCAAAUACAGAAGGAAAAGCUCCGACUGAGAUGGCAAUACCAAUUACAGAGAGUACUCCGCUCGAAGCGAUACCAGAAGAGCCGAAGAAGGCCAACGAUAACGAGUACUACUCAGAUGAAUAUUACGAAGAAGAGAGCAUUUACUAUUCUGAUGAAAUCGACGAAGAAACCAUCAGGAAAGAAGCUUCUCUUGUUCAGAAAGUACUCCUUAAGACAUGGCCCAACUACAAAGUCACUUAUUGCCUUGAUGUUGACGAUAAAAUCGCAUGUCCACCAGCAGCUCUUCCAUUCUUGGCAACAAUCCUUCACUGCCAAGUUCUUCAUCAGGAACAGUGCCUCAACGCCUUCCUAAACAACAUCGGUCUCGCUCCAUUACAAAAUAAUUGUUACUCAGUCCAUCGUUUCUACACUUACGCCGUUAUUUUACUGUUCGUACAGCGUUCUCAGUACGUCAAGAACAGGAAAUACGCUCAUGUUGACGAUUUCUUGAACAAAUUAACUCCAAUCUUCUUUAAUACCCUCAGAGGGUCGCUGAAGACCUUCGUUACCCCAUUCAAGGGACUUUGCAACAGGCUCUGCACUACCAGAUUCAUCAUGAACGAACUCGUCGAAGAUUUCGUUGUUGAAUUUGGCAAGGCUCAGAAAAUCAUCAAGACACAAUUCCCUCUUGUCGACAACUACGUCAUGCGCUUCUUCCUUACCAUCCUUGACUUCAAAUUCGCCUCCAAACUUGCGAAAUCCAACCUCAGAUGGAAUUCCAAAAACGCAGCACUGUGGGCGAGUUUCUUUACGAUGGUCGAAGCAACAAUGAGGCCUGACGACAAGCCGCAGCAGCAGAAAGAGACAAAUGACGGUCUUCCAACUGAAGAGGAAGAGAAACAAGAGCUUCUCACAACAGAAGAGGACGAACUCAAGAAAUUCCAGUUGAAGGUCGAAUUCCCAAUUGCAAAACAAAUUUGCCAUUUGAUAACUCUUUCUCCUGUCAUCGUCAAACAGCCUGAACUGACUGAAACUGUCUGCAAGGACAUCCCUCUCCAGACUGUCGCUUUCAUUCUUGAUAACAUCAAACCGGACGAGAUAAUGCCUCUCCCGAUUUACAUCGAGGAUUUCUGCAAGGCGAAGAACUUGCCAUCGAAAGAUCUCAAGCCUGAGAAGUUGAAGAAGUUUUCUCCUGUUGAUUUCGAGGAACUCAGCAAACUCAUCAACUACGAAGCUUGGAGACACUGCAUCGAAGAAGAUGCUGUUGUCGAAGAAUACAAGUACUUCAAGGAUUACUUCAAGGGUGAGAAAGAUUAA
Messenger RNA from Trichomonas vaginalis G3, 2100 nucleotides. RefSeq names its product N-terminal C2 in EEIG1 and EHBP1 proteins family. Lineage: Eukaryota; Parabasalia; Trichomonadida; Trichomonadidae. The record is from RefSeq and is a predicted model, not a curated record. The transcript has a single exon. Bases 1 to 2100 code for a protein of 699 amino acids.